CGAGGGAAUCGAAUUUCAAGUGUCGCAUUGCUCCUUGUAUUAAAAGGUCACUUGAUAUAUAGAACAGCAUUUGAGUGACCAACCAACGGGGUUUUUAUCGUCAGCGCAUAAACGCUUGAAUCAAAAGGAUUUCUUCGUUCGGUCACGACUAAAUCUUGGUGAGUAAUGAUUCAAAAAUAGGCAGUUUUUCUAGUAUUAUUCCAUUAGCUAAGAUGUUAUGUUCCGCUUACCUGUGAAUUGAAGCCUAGCUACGCCAACUUAAGCGUUCACUAACGACAGCCACUGACUGUUACAAUGCCCGCCAAAACCAUGCUACAUUCAAACACAGCCGUUUGCAAGCAGUCCGCUUUCAAUGCUAUUUUGUUUUUUGCACGGGUUUUUACGCCAAAUUACUACCAAAGUGUUUUUGCCAUAUAAUACGUGUUGAAUUCAGCGAUUAAUCAAGUGUAGAAAUUAUUUGAAAUUCAAAUUUUCCCUUAAAAAAACAAAGACAAAAAAAAUCAUACAAUCUCGAUUGCGCGACAGAGCAGGGAAGUAUUCCACCACUGCAUGCUGCACGUUGCAGGAGCCCAAACGACAAUUCCUUUAUAUUUUUAUUUUUCCAGUAUACCUAAUCACAUUGUGUUGUCAGACGAUGGCUAGUGUUUCGGGUGUUUUAUAUACUGUAGGUAGAGGAACGAAGAGGCCCGAAUCUCAUGCGUGUCGUGGAAGUCAUACUCAACAUUUCAAAAUUUUAACGCGGAAUGGUCAGUAGACAGUGAAAUUGUUUAGUGAAGCGCUACUCCCUAUAAAGGGAUAAUGGGCCUUUUUAAAGAUGCUCCGCCCUACAGGGGUUGUAAAAAGUUAUAGAAAAGAUCAAGAGUAAAGAAAACUGCUAUCGAUUGACCUCAUUCUGGAAAAUCCAAAAAAUAAUGCGGAAUAUCCUGCUCGAUUGACCUGCUUUUCUAAUUCCGGAAAAAACGGAGCAUAUUCCAAGCAUUCUUCUCCAGUUCUGCUUGGAUUAAAAUUAAAAACGGAAUAAUGACGUCAUUUUCCUUGUGUCGUGGUUGGUUUUUACUGCAACAUAAAAUAAAAAACUGCGGAUGUCGUCGCGUCGGUGACAAUAAAAGCAGAUGGGACACUUUUCUACACGAGGCAAGCGAGAAUGCUGGGAGUAAGGGAAGAGCGUUCCAAGGAAAAUAGCGGCAGGUUGCUUGAUUGAAAAAGUGUUUUUGAAUCUUAAAUAUGCCACGAGGUACUCGUUGCUGCGUUCCAAAGACGAGAACACUUGAUCGCGGCAGGAGCACCUCGUGAUCGCAGAUUGGUUAUCAUUUUCAGCAGUAAAACCAUUCUUGCUGACGUUGCAUUUUAACUUGCAUUAUCAGCAAGUUCGAAGUUAAGUUCCAGUGGUGGUCUGUUAAACCUUUUUUUUUGUCGGCUUUUGCCUUGAAGAUGAACAAUGCGUUUUUUUUUAAGUGAGCCAGGCGAAACAAUAAUCGAGGCUGAGGCCUUGUAUUCAUUCCCAGGGUUCUCUCCUACUCGUCCCUACGGAGCACGAACUGGGAACAAGGUUGAGGUGAAUCCAUGGAACGAAAAUAAGAACGAAACUACGGUAUAUUGCAAGUCGAAUCAUUAACCAUGAAAGUAGCUAUUAGAAAAGGCGUUUCCAUUUCCGUCCGCAGAUAUGUCUUGCAAAACUAUUUUUAGCAAGUUUAUUUACGUUUUUUUGUUUGGUUGUUUGUAAUAUUGGUUUUAUUUAGUUGACGAACUUUUAACCCUUUUAUAAGCUAAGUGCUCUUGGCUAAUGACCAGAUUCAUCUUCAACAAAGCAGUUAAUGAGCCUUGAGUUUAUUCAAGCGACGGAUUUUGCUACUACGAGAAAAGAAUGCUUAACGACUACUUAUGUUUCCGUUUUUUUAAUCAAUUCAUUUUUCAAAGACUAGGCUGACUCCGAGGUUUUUGCAUGUCACGUCUUCUCAAUCAACCAAUUUUAAAACGUUUCCCCGGGUGUACUUCUUCUUUCCUUCCCCAAUGUUGUGAUUCGCGUAUACACCUGAUUGAAAAAACGUUGUCGCUUGAAAAGUAAAAACCAUGAACGAUGGGACCUAAUGGAUUUAUGGGUACAACUUAAUUAGCACUGCAAAUUUAAAGUUCUUCUAAAAAAUGUUUACAUUUACGAAGCUUUUCGCGACGAUGCAUUCCAAAAAACUUAAAACGGUUUCCAGUAUUUACGGCUCACAACUUCACCAGUGCUGGACACAUAAGAUAUUUCUACAGUUAAAGAGCGUAGCCAUAUCGCUAACGCACACUUGAAAAUCAUAAGAUAGAACCUAUAAAAGCGUUCUUGGAAGACAAAAAAAGGCAACAGCAUGCCUUAAACAAAGUACUCUAGGGAUUUGCAUCCGCACGAGCAUCUCGUGACAAUGUAAACUUUUGUCGAAAGAACUUUGAAUUUGCUUUGCUAAUGAACGUAUACCCAUAAAUCCUUGAAACCUCAUCGUUCAUGGUUUAUACUUUUUAGCGACCACGUUUUUUCAAUCAGGUAUAUUUGCAAAUGGUGAAACGUGAAUCAACAUUGGGGAGGGCAUAACGUGACAGGUGUUUCAACAAAUUUGACGAGUAUUGUAGUUAUAGACUCUUAAACAUUUCUUUCUCACCUUUCCUCUCUUAUAACUUAUUCUGACUUUAAUCAAAACUAUUUUUGGCCUGGAUAACAAAAGCAUGCAAACAUCAAAAUGAACCAAUCAGAGCUCGAAGCCUGUUGUCCGGAGUGGCAAGCGCGGGAAACGAGUGGGAACAAGUGACGAUCAGUUUCGUCUUGUACCUGAUUGGUUAAGAAAAUGCGAGAGAUUUUUAACCAGUCAAGAGAGGUAGAAAUGCAAUACCAAAGAAUGGCUAAAUUACCAACCACUUAAUAAGGAAAGCUUUAAACGAUUUAACGUACAUUUUUUGUUUCAGUUUUAGUCAUGAAGGUGUCCGUUUUGUGCUGCUGUGUUUUGCUUCUUGCCUCCCUUCACUCAUGCCAAUCCUACAAUCCGUUUGCCCAGUUUGGUGUCUACUGCAAUCGGGAAGCUUAUGGAAAACAGGUCACCAAGAAAGGCUGUGAUUCGAAGUACACCCAAGUAAAGGCCUGCCUUGGUACAUGCGCGUCAUACGCAAUUCCGCUGUCCCACCCGCCUUAUUUCAAACGAAAGUGUGAAUGUUGCAAGCCGUCCCUCACCAGUGUGAAAAUUGUAAGCCUGGAAAACUGCGACCCAGGGGUCUCCCCCUUAGUACAAGUGGAAUCAGCAGAAAAUUGCCAGUGCCACAGCUGUUCGUAACAACGGAUGAGAGCCACUGUUUUGUGAAAAUUUUGAGCGGUAGAUGAAACGUUAAUUACACGCUUGGAAGCUUGUAACUUGGUAGUAUCACGAUAUAUUUUGUGCUAGAAGUCCCUAACGCGGCUUUUCCUAUACCUUGUAAGAACUUUUUGUGUAAGAAUGUGAACCUUGUAUG
Messenger RNA from Porites lobata, 3474 nucleotides. Lineage: Eukaryota; Metazoa; Cnidaria; Anthozoa; Scleractinia; Poritidae. The record is from the annotation of a GenBank genome assembly.